Molecule: messenger RNA, 1071 nt
Organism: Morus notabilis
Lineage: Eukaryota; Viridiplantae; Streptophyta; Magnoliopsida; Rosales; Moraceae
Product: protein SODIUM POTASSIUM ROOT DEFECTIVE 2
Exons: 3
Coding region: 33-839 (268 amino acids)
Molecular function (GO): metal ion binding
Source: RefSeq, a predicted model, not a curated record
AGAAGAAGAAAAAAAAAACUUCAAAUCAAACCAUGAAAUUAGGAAUGGAUAUAUUCUGUGCCUCACCGGCUUCCACAGCCAUAUGCUCAAGCAUAGACCAACGCUCCAUGGUCCGUCGCAGCCUGCACAGGAAUAGCACUGAUCAUCAUCAACAAAGUCCUUGUAAUCUUCUUGAUCAUCAUGAUGAUCAUAGGCGGAUGAUCAAGAACCAGCAGCCUCGGCAUCAUCACGUCCCAUGUUCUUCUCAGUUGCCGAUCAAUCCCAGACCUCAUAACUACGAGAAGAGCAGAAAGAGUUGCUCCGAUAACUACAGUUAUAAGCAAACUAGCGAGGUGCGUAGGAAAAGCUCGGCUGAUGUAUAUGACGUGAAAAGUAUAAGUAGGACUAGUCCUCCUGGUUCUUCUCGUUAUCUGUUGAGCGAAACCCCUUUCGUCGACUGGUUGUCGUCGGAGACUGAUGAUGAUCGCGCUGUUCAACGUCAUGUCUUUUCUACUGAUCAUCAGGAUGAUCAUGAUCAACCCGCCAAGCUAAAGUUUAGGAGCCUCAGCACUAAUGAUCGGCCUUCUUCUUUGAGAGCCUCUUCAUCCACUCGCUCUCGUCACCAGGUCGUGGUUUUGAGGGUUUCACUGCAUUGCAAGGGCUGUGAAGGGAAAGUGAAAAAACAUCUCUCUAAAAUGGAAGGAGUGACAUCAUUUAGUAUAGACUUGGCUGCAAAGAAAGUGACAGUGAUUGGAGAUAUAACUCCUUUAGGUGUGUUAGCGAGCGUGUCAAAGGUGAAGAGUGCCCAGCUCUGGCCUUCUCCCACAUCAUCAUCACCCUCUUCUCCUUGGUCAGCAUGAUUAUCAGUACUAAUUAGUAAUAAAUCACUUUUAUUUUUUUUCUUAUUAUUAAAUUACUACUUACUAUUAUUUGAAGGUCCGGCAGGGUGUGUACUUUUACUACUAUAUAUGAGUUAUGUUUAAUAUGUAGUGUAAAUGCAAAUUAAGUACUCUUUUAAUUAAGGGGAAUAUAUCGGAAUCAAACAACUGCUUGUUUAUUGUGUAAAGUUAAAGUGGAAGGGAUGGUUCAAUA